Tarenaya hassleriana is the source of this 925-nucleotide messenger RNA. RefSeq names its product 60S ribosomal protein L18-3-like. Gene Ontology annotation, biological process: translation. Gene Ontology annotation, molecular function: structural constituent of ribosome; RNA binding. The transcript is spliced from 5 exons. The coding region runs from base 197 to 760 and encodes 187 amino acids. The record is from RefSeq and is a predicted model, not a curated record. Gene Ontology annotation, cellular component: ribosome; cytosolic large ribosomal subunit. NCBI's taxonomy places the organism in Eukaryota, Viridiplantae, Streptophyta, Magnoliopsida, Brassicales, Cleomaceae.
AAUUAUAAUUCAAGCCCAAAAGGAGGAAAUGUUAACUAAUGGGCCUAAGUAAGGCCCAUAAUCUCUUUGUCGAGAAAAGGGCCCUACAAUCCAAGUGAGUUCAAAUAUUGUUAUUGAAAACCCUCCCUCCAUUUUUUUAGCUCCCUCCAUCAGCUGCAGAAGCCUCCGGCGGCGGUUUACCACUCCGGGCGCGGCAAUGGGUAUUGAUUUGAUCGCAGGAGGUAAGAGCAAGAAAACCAAAAGGACAGCUCCGAAAUCUGACGAUGUCUACCUCAAGCUUCUUGUUAAGCUUUACCGGUUUUUGGUGAGGAGGACUGGAAGCAGCUUCAACGCGGUGAUACUGAAGAGGCUUUUCAUGAGCAAAGUCAACAAAGCUCCUCUUUCUCUCUCUAGGCUCGUCAAUUUUAUGCAGGGCAAGGAAGACAAGAUUGGGGUGGUAGUUGGGACCGUGACGGAUGACGUGAGAGUGUACGAGGUUCCAGCUUUGAAGGUGACGGCUUUGAGGUUUACGGAGACAGCCAGGGCUCGUAUCGAGAAGGCUGGUGGAGAGUGCUUAACCUUUGAUCAGCUCGCACUCCGAGCUCCGUUGGGACAAAACACUGUGCUUCUGAGAGGGCCGAAGAACGCUCGGGAAGCGGUGAAGCACUUUGGUCCGGCGCCGGGUGUGCCUCACAGCCACACUAAACCGUAUGUUAGGUAUACGGGAAGGAAGUUCGAGAGAGCCAGAGGUAGGAGAAAGAGCCGUGGCUUCAAAGUCUAAGUCUUAUGGUCCCUUUUCUUUUUCUUUGAUCCAAACUUCCGCUUCAGGACAUGGAAUUAUGGUGUUUUUCUCUCCUCACACACAUUUCCGUUUAGUGCUUGCAAAAUGCUGGGUUUGUCACAAAGCAGUAAAAUCUAUUGAAAGUAAAAGGCUUCAAAUUCCAUC